Messenger RNA from Amorphotheca resinae ATCC 22711, 6428 nucleotides. RefSeq lists its product as hypothetical. The transcript has 4 exons. Gene Ontology annotation, molecular function: ATP hydrolysis activity; ATP-dependent chromatin remodeler activity; TBP-class protein binding. The record is from RefSeq and is a predicted model, not a curated record. Lineage: Eukaryota; Fungi; Ascomycota; Leotiomycetes; Helotiales; Amorphothecaceae. Bases 424 to 6093 code for a protein of 1889 amino acids.
CGUGCAACGUGCAAAUACGCAUCUCGUGUGUGCUCUUAGCUGCGCUGCCAGAGCUGGUCGAUAUUAUAUCCUCCUACCAAUUCUCUCCAACCCCCCCCACCCCUGCAACAACAGCCAGAUCGAUCUAUUUCUCUCUUUCUUUGCCCUUUGCCUGCGCGCCGCUGGCCCCCUAAUAUCUCACUCAACUUGUCGCAUCGGCUCCCCAGCUUCCAAGCUUCAUCGUCGUCAUCAUCAUUUGGCGCGUGUGUGCGCGACUUAUUCGCGUUGCGUCUUGGCUAUCAACCAACCACUCAACCAACAACCCUUGGACGUCGCGCCUCUUCUUUUGAACAACAACAGAUCAGACACUUUAGAUUCAUGGCGCGUUCGAUGCUCGUCUAUCCUCUACUCUCUAGAUAAUGAAGACGCGACGCGCUUGAAAGAAUGGCAUCAAGAUUGGACCGCCUCGUCACGCUCCUGGAGACGGGCAGCACGCAACUCAUCCGAUUCACCGCAGCUCAGCAGUUAGCCGAUGUCCAGAAGGCCCAUCCUGAAGAGCUAUUCAACCUCCUCACCAGAGUCGUCCCCUAUCUCCGCCACAAGACAUGGGAGACCAGGAUAGCAGCCGCCAAGGCCUUGGGCGGCAUCGUCGAUCACGCCGAGAAGUACGACCCCAAUGCUGCUGACGAACCAACGAAAGAGGAACCAAAGAAGGAAGAGGAUGAAACCUCCAUCAAGAAAGAAGAGAUCAUUGAUGAUACUCCUCUUCCAGAUGGCCAACUAAGUCUAAACACCCUGGACAUUGUAUCAAUCCUUGAGCACGGGAAGGACCUCCUGAGAGGCGGAGGGAAGGAGAUCGAUUAUGCUCUUGCAACCCUCACGCCUGCGCAACGGCUUGACCAUCAAAAGAAGACCCUGGCCGGUCGGCUCGGUCUUUUAGGAGAGUACCUUGAGGAAGAAGACAUCGACCUUCCAGCCAGGGAGCAGAAUGGCUUGGCCACGCCUCAUCCAACUACAUCUAACGGGCAUGAUGGCAGUAGCACCCCGAAAAAUGCGCCCCCCGCGACCCCUUCAGAAGAAGCUGGCCUCAGUGCGAGACAGCUAAAUCAACUGAAGCGGAAGAGGAAGAGAGAAGCCCAAUCUGCAGGCGCAAAGAAUAGACUCGUAGAUCUGUCAGCGAGACGUACGAAUACCUUUGGAUCCGAUGAUACUGCCAUGUCAGAUAUUAACGGUAGUGAGGAAUCGAAAGUUAAUGACUAUUUCUCGUUAGAGAGAUCUUCAGAGGUUGAUGAGAGUUCCAAGGUCGUCUCAGAAUUCAAGGGUCAAGUCUUACCCAUAAAAUCGGAACUGCAGACCGAUGAAGAGGCUGAAGGAGCCGAGUGGCCGUACGAACGACUAUGCGAAUUCCUCAUGAUUGAUCUCUUCGAUCCGCAAUGGGAGACGCGACACGGGGCCGCGAUGGGUCUCCGAGAGAUCAUUCGCGUCCACGGUGCAGGAGCGGGUCGUGUACGUGGGAAGUCCCGUGCUGAGAACGACAUUCUGAAUCAGCGAUGGCUUGAUGACCUUGCUUGUCGGUUAUGCUGCGUCUUCAUGCUGGAUAAGUUUGGGGAUUACGUAUCCGAUACCGUCGUGGCCCCCAUCCGAGAGACGGUCGGACAAACGCUUGGCGCCUUGCUUAUCCACCUCCCCGCUGCUUCUGUAUACGCUGUCCACCGUAUACUCUAUCGACUGGUGAUGCAAGAAGACCUCGGGAUCAGCAAACCUGCGUGGUCUGUCUGCCAUGGCGGUAUGAUUGGGCUACGUUACUUGGUCGCGGUGCGAAACGAUCUUCUGUUAAAAGACAACGACAUGAUUGAUGGAGUCAUUGCGGCUGUUAUGAAAGGCCUCGGCGACUUGGAUGAUGAUGUACGCUCAGUCAGUGCUGCGACUCUUAUCCCCAUUGCGAAGGAAUUCGUCAACUUGCGACCGGAAGCCCUGAAUGGUCUUAUCAACAUCGUCUGGGAAUGUCUUUCCAAUCUGGGUGAUGACCUGAGCGCUAGUACUGGACAGAUCAUGGACCUCCUCGCCAAGCUCUGUAGUUUCCCUGAGGUUUUGGAGGCAAUGAAGAAGAAUGCAGCAGCAGAUCCGGAGCAGUCAUUUGCCCUGUUGGUUCCCAGAUUAUAUCCCUUCCUCCGUCAUACUAUCACUUCAGUGCGCUCAGCGGUCCUUCGAGCUUUGUUGACCUUCGUCAAUAUCGAAGGCGAAGGCACUCGAGAUUGGCUGAAUGGCAAGAUCCUACGCCUCAUCUUCCAAAAUAUCUUGGUUGAACGAAAUCAAGACACACUGAACCUUUCACUACAAGUCUGGGCAGCUUUGGUGAAAUUCCUAGCAAAGAACCCCGACGACCUCGCCGAGCAAUUCUCCGCACACGUCGAUCCCCUCAUGCAAUUAACCCUUCACCCUAUUGGUGUCUCCCGGCAUCCAUUGCCUAUGAAUGCGAGCCUUUUCCAAAAGCCGUCUGGCAGUACUUACGCUAUGCCAAGCGGUUUCGUCCCGGCAGCUCCUCCGAGACCAGUAUCCCCGUCGGCUACCGAGCCCCCUGCAAAGAAGCGAAGAAAGUCGACGAAGGCUGUUGAGCCGGCUCCCACAACUUCAUCUCAUGAUGUUGAUGGCCACAUGAUGCAAGGGGAUGUUGACUUGGUUGGCAUGGAUAUCCUUAUACGAUCUCGUAUAUCGGCGGCCAAGGCAAUGGGUCUUAUUAUGUCUCUCGUGCCCUCCAACGUGAUUGAAGCCUACGAUGCGAGCAUUAUCCCUGGCAUGACUUCUGCAUUCGCGUCUACCCAACUCACAGCAGUUCUCAUUAUCGAUGAAUACGCAAAGAAUUGUGUCGAGAAAGAUCAGGCAUCACGAUUUAUCGACCCGCUCCAGAAGAUCAUCGAGACCGAUCGGCCUUUGCAUUAUCGCGAUCUUGUAAGCUACACACAGCUUGUUCGUGCCCAAUGUGCGCAAUUGAUCAACACCUUCCGUGAUGUUGGUAGGGUAUCACAAAGUCGACUGCCAACACUCGCUGUAGUAGUCCAAGGCGAGGCAGAAGCUGGACCAGACGCCUUCUCGAUGCUGACUGCUGAGAAGUGCGUAAAUGAGGAUUUUGAUAGACUGAAGAAAGCCCUUGCUCCUGGUCAGCGAUUAAUUGCUACCCAAGCGUUGGCUGAAGCUCGUAAUAGCGUUAUGGAAGUCAUUGACAAUGCCAAGAGCAUCAAAGAGCAGCGGGAUAUCCGCAUCAGAGCUGCUGCUGCGAGCGCCUUGGUUGCGAUGAAGGUCUCGCCAAAGAAGCCGACGCAUAUCAUCAAGGGAAUGAUGGAUAGUGUCAAGAAGGAAGAGAAUGUUGAGCUCCAGCAGCGCUCGGCUGCUUCUGUAGCGAGACUUGUUGAGCUCUUUGCGGAAGGCGGUCGAUCCGGACCGGCUCAGAAAGUCGUCUCCAACCUGGCCAAGUUCAGUUGCAUUGAUACAUCAGAGACCCCCGAAUUCACACCGAAUGCAAACUUCACAAAUAAUAUUCUAUCCCUUCGAAAGGAGGAGGACCGAAGAGAUCAUCCAGAUGCUGCUAAGUUUGCCAGAGAAGCAAAGGAGGCUCGAAUUAUCCGAAGAGGUGCGAAAGAGGCGUUGGAGCAGUUGUCAAGUAUCUUUGGUGCCCAACUCCUCCAGAAAGUCCCAACGCUCAGGUCUAUCAUGGAGGAUCCCUUGCAACAUGCCUUCGCUGGAGAUCUUCCAGCAGAUACGAAGGAUCCAGCACAGGAGGCAGGCCAAGCAGCGAUCGAUGCCAUGUCUGUACUUCGAGCCUUGACGCCGACUCUGGACAAGGAAUUACAUUCUUUUGUUAUGCAGUUGGCCCCCUUGGUUAUCAAAUCAUUACAUUCAGAGCUCUCAGUCUUCCGAUAUAUGGCCGCCAAAUGCCUUGCUACAAUCUGCAGCGUUAUAACUGUGGAAGGUAUGACAAUGCUGGUCGAGAAGGUGUUACCAUCGAUCAGCAACCCAGUCGAUCUCAAUUUCCGCCAAGGUGCAAUCGAGGUAGUCUACCAUCUCAUUCACGUGAUGGGAGACAACAUCUUACCAUAUGUGAUCUUCCUCAUCGUGCCUGUUCUUGGUCGUAUGAGUGACUCGGACAAUGAUGUCCGACUUAUCGCGACAACCACCUUUGCCACCCUUGUCAAGCUUGUUCCACUUGAGGCGGGUAUUCCCGACCCUCCUGGAUUGUCUCAAGAACUCCUGAAGGGACGUGAUCGAGAACGAACUUUCAUCUCUCAAUUACUGGAUCCCCACAAGGUCGAACCAUUCACAAUUCCCGUUGCAAUCAAGGCGGAGCUUCGAUCUUAUCAGCAAGAGGGUGUUAACUGGCUCCAUUUCUUGAACAAGUAUCACCUUCACGGCAUCCUUUGCGACGAUAUGGGUCUCGGAAAAACCUUGCAGACACUGUGUAUUGUGGCUAGUGAUCAUCACAUGCGGGCUGAAGAGUUCGCUAAGACUGGAGCGCCAGAUGUACGACGCUUGCCAUCUCUAAUCAUCUGCCCUCCUACGCUCUCUGGUCAUUGGCAGCAGGAAAUCAACACAUAUGCGCCAUUCCUCACCUGCACUGCAUACGUUGGACCUCCAGCUGACCGACAACGCUUGCGGGAUCAACUAUCCAAGACUGACAUCGUUAUCACAUCAUAUGAUAUCUGUCGAAACGAUUCUGAUGUUCUUACCCCACUGAACUGGAAUUAUCUUGUUCUUGAUGAGGGUCAUUUGAUCAAGAAUCCGCGAGCAAAGGUCACCAUUGCUGUGAAACAGCUCCACAGCAAUCAUCGCCUCAUUCUUUCGGGUACGCCGAUUCAAAAUAACGUCUUGGAACUUUGGUCCCUGUUCGAUUUCCUGAUGCCCGGCUUUCUUGGUACGGAGAAGGUAUUCCUCGACCGCUUCGCCAAACCCAUUGCCGCCAGCCGCUUCAGUAAAUCGUCAUCCAAGGAGCAGGAGGCCGGUGCCCUUGCCAUCGAAGCAUUGCAUAAGCAAGUCCUACCAUUCCUACUACGUCGUCUCAAGGAAGAGGUUCUGGAUGAUCUACCCCCUAAGAUCCUGCAGAACUACUACUGUGAUCUCAGCGAUCUUCAGAAGAAGCUGUUCGAAGACUUCACUAAGAAAGAGGGCAAGACGAUCGCCGAGAAAGCUGCUGCUGGUGACAAGGAAGGAAAGCAGCAUAUUUUCCAAGCUUUGCAAUAUAUGCGCAAACUCUGCAAUUCCCCAGCACUGGUCAUGAAGGAAGGCCAUAAGCAGUACGAGGAGACUCAACGUUUCCUCGCAAGACAAGGCACCAGUCUUCGCGAUCCCAUCCACGCUCCGAAACUUACGGCUUUGCGGGAUCUGCUUGUAGAUUGCGGAAUUGGCGUUGAUACUUCCUCCGAAGAAGUGACAACAGAAACAUCCUACGUCUCGCCCCAUCGCGCACUAGUCUUCUGCCAGAUGAAAGAAAUGUUGGACAUGGUCCAGAACGACGUUCUCAAGAAGAUGCUCCCCUCGGUACAAUAUCUCCGUAUGGAUGGUUCAGUCGAUGCCUCCAGGCGCCAAGAGAUCGUUAACAAAUUCAACUCCGACCCCUCUUAUGAUGUUCUACUCCUCACAACAUCCGUCGGAGGUUUAGGUCUCAACUUGACUGGUGCAGAUACCGUUAUCUUCGUGGAGCAUGAUUGGAACCCGCAGAAGGAUCUACAAGCUAUGGAUCGCGCCCACAGAAUUGGGCAGAAGAAGGUUGUUAACGUCUACCGGUUGAUCACGCGGGGGACGUUGGAGGAGAAGAUCAUGUCGCUCCAACGAUUCAAAAUCGACGUAGCUUCAACAGUUGUAAAUCAACAAAACGCUGGCCUGGGCACCAUGGAAACGGACCAGAUUCUGGACCUCUUCAAUCUGGGCGAUACAGCGGAAGGUAUCGACAAGCCGUCGCUGAACGGUGCCGAGGAGGGCCGCGAAGAGGACAUGGUGGACGCGACGGGCGAGGUGCGCGAGAAGGGCAAGAAAGGCUGGCUCGACGACCUCGGCGAGCUGUGGGACGACCGGCAGUACGAGGAGAGUUUCGACCUCGACGGCUUCCUGAAGACGAUGAAAUAAAUAAUGCUUCCAUCUCUUGUCCCGAAAUCCACCCGUUAGUGGAUCGGGAAGCUGAAGGAAGCCUUGCCUUCCUCCUCUUUUCUGAUUAUUUUUAUUCGUGUGUAUGCCUCUUUCACACAUCUUCUUUGCAUACACAUGGGCAUCAGCAUAAGGAUGGAUAUCCACAGAUGGGACGGAGUUUGGUUUCUGCGGGACCCGGGCAUAUAUGACAGAGAGAGACGGACAGCAUAAGCGUGCGUUGCUAUUUUCACCUCGAAUUGAGGAGGUGCUUGUACUAGUAGAUGCUACAGUGAUAUGGAAUUGUAUGAGUAGAGAAGAAAGAGACUUGAAGCCUG